AUGGCCACGAUUUUGGGUAGCCUGAAAUUCUGCUUUCUCUUCCAAGCCAUCUGCUUCUCGCUGGCACAGAUUCAAGGUCCACCAGGAGAACCUGGACCACGGGGCCCCCCAGGUCCGCCCGGAGUACCAGGAGCUGAUGGCAUUGAUGGUGAAAAAGGCCCCCCAGGUGCAGCAGGAAGUCCAGGCACCAAGGGAGAACCAGGCCUUCCCGGUCCAGACGGUCCUCCGGGGAAACCUGGCAUUGAUGGCCUGACAGGUGCAAAGGGGGAACCAGGCCCUGUUGGGAGACUCGGACCAAAAGGCCAGACUGGACUCCUCGGUCCUCCCGGGCUCCCAGGUCCUGGGCUGGCCGGAUCUUCUGGACCUCCCGGCCAGGUUGGGCUCCCUGGAGAAAUUGGAGCACUAGGGCCAAAGGGGGAACGUGGACCAGAUGGGCCACAAGGGCCUCCGGGGCCUCCUGGGAAGCCUGGUCCUGUUGGGCACAUUCAAGGAGUUGAAGGCAGUGCAGAUUUCUUGUGUCCAACCAACUGCCCCCCUGGACCCAAGGGCCCCCAAGGAUUGCAGGGCUUGAAGGGUCAUAAAGGCCGCCCUGGAGCCCUGGGGGAGUCUGGAAGACAGGGCAAGCCCGGUCCAAAGGGAGACGUUGGCUUAUCUGGAGAACAAGGAAUACCCGGCCCUCCCGGUCCACAAGGGCUCCGCGGAUACCCUGGAAUGGCAGGGCCUAAGGGAGAAACGGGGCCCCGAGGUUAUAAAGGAAUGAUCGGAACUAUUGGAGCAGCAGGACCACCGGGUGAAGAAGGCCCAAGGGGGCCCCCAGGACAAGCUGGUGAGAAGGGAGAUCUUGGUGCUCGUGGUAUCAGAGGUCCUCAGGGAGGAAUGGGACCCAAAGGGGGAAAUGGUCUUCCUGGGAUUGAUGGCAAAGAUGGCACUCCAGGUAUCCCUGGGGUCAAGGGGAGUGCAGGACAGCCGGGCCUUCCUGGGCCACCGGGCCACCGAGGAUUAGCCGGUUUGCCAGGUGCACCUGGAACCAAAGGUGGCCCAGGGCAGAAGGGUGAACCAGGAGGCCGUGGUCUGCCAGGUUCCAGUGGGCUACCUGGGAAAAUUGGUGAGCCUGGACCUCGUGGGGAAGUGGGCCCUCAAGGAGUUCCUGGUGUGAAAGGAGAUCGCGGUGAGAGGGGACCAGUGGGCAUUCCAGGGCUGCAGGGAAAAGUGGGCGCUAAGGGGGAGCAGGGCCCCCCGGGAAUCCCAGGCCCACAAGGACUUCCUGGAGUUAAAGGGGACAAGGGCUUCCCAGGGAAAAUUGGGUCCAAAGGGGAUGUUGGAGAUCCCGGUGUCGAAGGCCUGCCUGGGGAGAAGGGGGAGAAGGGUGAAUCUGGAGAGCCAGGACCCAAGGGACAGCAAGGUGUCCGUGGGGAGUCUGGUUUCCCUGGACCUACCGGGGAUUCGGGAGCACCUGGCGUCAGAGGUUUCCCUGGACCGCCUGGCCCUCGAGGGCUUGGUGGGGAGCGUGGCGUGCCUGGGAUGCCCGGGUCUCAGGGUGCCCCGGGCAGGGAUGCAGGAGACCAGCAUAUUGUUGAUGUAGUCCUCAAAAUGUUGCAAGAGCAACUGGCUGAAUUAGCUGUGAGUGCUAAAAGAGCUGCCCUGGGUGGAGCAGGUGUGAUGGGACCCCCAGGGCCUCCCGGACCCCCUGGGUCUCCCGGUCACCAAGGGCCACAUGGACACCCGGGGCCUCGCGGCAUCCCAGGAAUCAUCGGGGCUGUGGGGCAGAUUGGUAACACCGGACUGAAAGGGAAGAGGGGUGAGAAAGGAGAGCAAGGAGAGCCCGGGCGUGGACAUCAAGGGAUGCCAGGGCCACCAGGUAUCCCAGGUCUCCCUGGUCAUCCUGGCCAAGCCAUCAAUGGCAAAGAUGGUGAACGAGGUUCUCCGGGCAUUUCAGGACAAGCUGGACGGCCUGGUUUACCUGGGCCUGCUGGACUUCCUGGAUUUUGUGAGGCUGCUGCCUGCUUAGGUGCCUCUGCCUAUGCCUCGGCCCGCUUGACUGAACCAGGCGCUGUCAAAGGACCUUCGUACUGAAUUUAGUCGAGGGAAAAACUUCCCUUGCAAACUCAAGUCGGCAAGAUCUCCACCACUGACCUUACAAGACCAACAUUCCAGGGCUGUGGACCAAAGAAAUGGGGAACCAACCAAAAGAAAUCCUCCAUGGGAAUGAGGAACCUCAGCCUUAUUGGGCAUCAACCCAUCCGUUCAUUCUGCGUUGGCAAAAAGACAACACUUGGCCACUGCGAGUAGCUUAGAUUGUGGGGCAUGAAAAGCCAAUGAGAAAUUUUAAAUACAUGUGAAAUUCACACCUGGGAUUGAAAGCAAGCCUGGAACCUUGUCACUUAAGUAACUGCUACUCCUUUAAACACAAAGGGAGUCUUUGACCUCAUCUUACCACCAGGAAAAGAAGUAUUACAUUUUACCGAUUUCCGUGUUGCUGGUGGCUUCGAGAGAGGAGAGAGCAUGUUUGCUUUUAUCUUUGGCCCUAAUUCACAUCAUAAUAUAGUAGAGUCCUCACACAACAUAUUUGGCUAUGUUCUUAUCAGGUAGAGAGCUGUUUGUGUGAAGUAGAACUGUUGGAAAACAUCCAGAAUUACCACAUGAAGGAAAAUCUGAAAGGCAAAGUUUUUGUUCAAUAUGCUAACUUCAGAUUCCCUCCCUGCCUCAGGGCUACUUCACACAACUGCCUCGCCAUGUGAAAAUAACAUGGCAAACCUGUUAUGGGAAGACUUUACUUCUUGAAAAACCAUCUUAUGAAUUGGUCCUCAGGUAAUUCGUUAACUAUCUCAUUGAUAACUCUCCUAUUUCAUCCUGUUUUUUUUUAGAAAACCGAUUGACAUUAUCUUAUUACUUUACUUUGUGUUUGUGUGGAAGGAUUAAUCCACCCAAAUAUUUUCCUGAUUUGGGGGGGGGGGGUGCAUGGGUGUUUUGGGUUUGUUUUUUAGUAGACAGUUGGUGGUUGAUUAUUUAACAGUGUACACCAGGACCAGCCCAUCCUUUCCCCAAAGCUGUAAAUCUUUGUAAAAUAAGGUUAUUUUAUAAAUACGAAUUAAAAAUCAAUAUUUUUUUUCCUCCACCAAAAUAGCUACUCAGACCACAAAAUAAAAUGAAGAAUGAAUGUCGAACAACUUAACUGAUGUGCCUGCUUCUCUGGAUUUGAUAGACUUGUAAACAUUGCUUUUCUUUAGUGUGUGUGUGUACUUCAGUGAUA
Molecule: messenger RNA, 3250 nt
Organism: Eublepharis macularius
Lineage: Eukaryota; Metazoa; Chordata; Lepidosauria; Squamata; Eublepharidae
Gene: COL9A2
Product: collagen type IX alpha 2 chain
Exons: 32
Coding region: 1-2073 (690 amino acids)
Source: RefSeq, a predicted model, not a curated record